Perca flavescens (yellow perch) is the source of this 1597-nucleotide messenger RNA. RefSeq names its product nuclear receptor interacting protein 2 (gene nrip2). NCBI's taxonomy places the organism in Eukaryota, Metazoa, Chordata, Actinopteri, Perciformes, Percidae. The transcript has 6 exons. The coding region runs from base 303 to 1124 and encodes 273 amino acids. The record is from RefSeq and is a predicted model, not a curated record.
GAGAGAGAGAGAGAGAGAGAGAGAGAGAGAGAGAGAGAGAGAGAGAGCACAGCAAGCCCAGAGGGAAGGACAUUUCAGAAAGGGCAAAACAGAGUGAAGAGGCUACAAUUGCAGGUUUAUUCUGGACCUGAAACAGCAAUCCUUAAAAAGCUGCCUAUUGGGGUUUCUCCACCUCUCUGCACACGGACAUCCACUCUGUCUCUUGCUGUCUGCAGAGAGCUCCCAGUGCUGCUGCUGCGAGGGUAUAUAGUCUCUGCUUCUGUGCACAGCACCUGAAAAAGACUGCUUUACAGUCCGAGACCAUGAGUGAGGCGAAGAAAGGUGAGCUUGCCAUCCGGGAUAAAGCCAUCCUUCACCAGCAGAGGCGUCUGAAGCAGGCCACCCAGUUCACACACAAGGACUCAGCUGACCUCCUGCCUCUGGAUGGGCUGAAGAGACUGGGCACAUCUAAAGACUUGCAACCUCACAGCAUCGUCCAGCGUCGCCUGAUGGAGGGAAACUUCACACGGCUGCGAGGGGAGGCCUGGGACCCAAACAGCAGGGUUCGUUCCCCGCUGGCCGACAUGAAAGACGGACCGGCUGACACCGAAGAAAGGAGCGAGAGCACCGCCGACGACUCCACGGAGGAGAGGGAGUCUCUGGAGGAAAGCGAGAGGAGCCUACGGUCGGACGAAGAGGACGACAGCAGCGAAGCAGGAGCCCGGCAGACAGCUGAGAAGGCCGAGGGCACGGAGAGCUCGACCCUCCUCACAGCUCUGGUUGUUCUAUGCAAGUGCUGCGAGACUGAAGUCAAGGCAUCCAUCAACACCGGCAGCCAACAUAACCACAUCUCCACCUCCUGCUGCCAGAGGCUGAGACUGGUGCCCAGCUCACCAUGUGGUGAGAGCAGCUCAGUGACCGGUCUGCAGCUGCAGCUGGGCAGACAGAUGGUUCAGUGUUCCGCCUACGUCAAAGAGGAUGAGGCGUUUGAACUGUGCCUGGGUCUUCAGACUCUGCUGGAACUUAAAUGCUCCCUUGACCUGAGCAGCCGGGUCCUGAAGCUGCAGGGCUGCGGCGAGGAGCUGCCCUUCCUGAACGCUUCAACCGACAGCCAGUGCCAACACGACACCAACGAGAACCUGUGAGCCCGACUCGACGGCGGCAACCACUUCCUCGAAUCUCGACCGGUUGCAGCAACGUGGCGCAAUGCCGUUUGUGUCUGGACGAGUACGAUCAGUGUCUUUCACACACUGCCAGAACAUGGAUGACCAUUCACCACCGUCGUUCUUGAGUUUACAUCAUUGUGUUUGUAGAAUUAAAACAUUCACUAUGAUUAUCUCUUAUAUUAAAUUAGUCUAGUUUACAGAGUGGGUGAAAGCCAGUUAUGAGCCGAUCCGAUCUCUGAGAGUCUAAUCAUUUUUUAUGAUUACGUAUGUAUUGUGUGUUGUACAUUGUGCAAUUACUCUGCUGAGCUGCGUGGGUACACUGAUGCUCUCGAAAAAGGGAAAGCAUUAUAAUCCUUUAAAGUGAACUUUAGUGGAAUAUUUUGUGAUUUGGCUGUACAAUAAUUACUUUAAAUCAUCAAGUAAAUGAAAAAAGUGUUAACUGUAAAUCAUUU